CAGCUGUCUGAGCGGCCGACAGCGCAGCUUCUCGGAGGUGGUCUCCUCGGGCGGUGGGCAGGGGGCCGCAGUUUCGCGCGGCCAGCGGCAGCUCAGAUCCUGCUCUGCCGUGACGCAGACGACGCCUGGCCGGGCCCGCUCCCCAGCGCUGCCACCCGCAGCGGAGGUCUUCCAGGCGGCCAAGAUGGACGUGGCCGGUCGUGGGCAGGCCUCGAAGCCAGCCGAGGCGGGCGUGGCUGGCGGCGGGCAAGCCUCAGAGCCGGCCAAGACGGACGUGGCUGGCGGUGGAGAAGUCUCGGAGCCGGCCAAGACGGACGUGGCUGGCGGUGGAGAAGUCUCGGAGCCGGCCAAGACGGACGUGGCUGGCGGUGGAGAAGUCUCGGAGCCGGCCAAGACGGACGUGGCUGGCGGUGGAGAAGUCUCGGAGCCGGCCAAGACGGACGUGGCUGGCGGUGGAGAAGUCUCGGAGCCGGCCAAGACGGACGUGGCUGGCGGUGGAGAAGUCUCGGAGCCGGCCAAGACGGACGUGGCUGGCGGUAGAGAAGUCUCGGAGCCGGCCAAGGCGGACGUGGCUGGCGGUGGAGAAGUCUCGGAGCCGGCCAAGACGGACGUGGCUGGCGGUGGAGAAGUCUCGGAGCCGGCCACCGUGACGGGCGUGACCAGCGGCGGCAGCGUCCGAGCUCGCCGGUCGCUGUCGGCCGGUCUGAGCGUGCGGGGCUGCCCGGGCUCGACGAAGACCCCAAGUCUGAGCUGCAGAUCAGCCGGACCGGUGGCUGUGAGAGACGGUUCAACGAACAUCAACAGCGGCGGAAAAUGGGCUUUUGAGCUCUGGGACAAAGCGACGCACGGACGGCAUUGGUUUAUCGGCAUGCGAAGCACGCACCUGCUAAUGUUCCCCCGAGUGUUCGCGGUAGUCUUAGACGCCGGCGGGACGCUGUGGUGAUAUGGCAUCUCUUGGACGUGUCUUGAUUGGUUUAGGGCGCGAGUUCUGUUCGGCUUGGUGAUGCACAUCUCUGGUAGCUGUUGAGUGUGCUGAGCGCACUACCCGAGCUCGGCGACUAGGUGUGUCAUUUGCACGCAAUUGGGGUGGGACCGUGAAUAGGGAGCAAGCUAUGGGGACUACCAAUCACCUUGUGGUCACCAUCCUCAAGGUGGGUCUUUUUUGGUGCAUUUCGAUUUCUCCCGAAACGUAUGGUAAGUGGCGCGCCAAACGUAUCGCCCUCUCUUCGUUCCAAGGUAAGUUGAACACGAAUGUUCUCGCUUGUUUCGUGUUCUCCGAUG
Messenger RNA from Pollicipes pollicipes, 1281 nucleotides. RefSeq lists its product as uncharacterized. The transcript is spliced from 3 exons. The record is from RefSeq and is a predicted model, not a curated record. Bases 185 to 943 code for a protein of 252 amino acids. NCBI's taxonomy places the organism in Eukaryota, Metazoa, Arthropoda, Thecostraca, Pollicipedomorpha, Pollicipedidae.